Tigriopus californicus is the source of this 4005-nucleotide messenger RNA. Its product is annotated as long-chain-fatty-acid--CoA ligase 4-like. Gene Ontology annotation, biological process: neuron differentiation; long-chain fatty acid metabolic process; long-chain fatty-acyl-CoA metabolic process. The transcript has 2 exons. Gene Ontology annotation, cellular component: lipid droplet; endoplasmic reticulum; plasma membrane. The record is from RefSeq and is a predicted model, not a curated record. Gene Ontology annotation, molecular function: palmitoyl-CoA ligase activity. NCBI's taxonomy places the organism in Eukaryota, Metazoa, Arthropoda, Copepoda, Harpacticoida, Harpacticidae. The coding region runs from base 1084 to 3360 and encodes 758 amino acids.
CGUUAAGAUUGCUACAUCAAGGGGCUACGAACCGGAUGGUUAGGUAUAGGGGAUAGCGGAUGGACUCGGUUGGACUCGCGAACUCAACCUUAGCCCUCCCCGGAUUACAUCCAGAGGGCCCUUUCGCGAUUUUCAGCUGUUCACGGACGCAUCUCUUGCGAGAGCUCUUUAACCGAUGGCCUGACUAUCCGUCCCGGGGAGAGCCAUCUGAGAGAUAUCCCACCUGGUGUGCUGCCUGUUCGGCGGGGUCGGGCGAUGGGCGCUCGGCGUUCCAGCCCAACUAAGUGAGUGUCAUCCGGACCGGACGGAAUCAUGAAGUUCAGGCCGGGGGGAUCCAGAAAAGAAAGCGGUUGAGCCGGGCUGGAACCGACUGGUCUCUCUGCUUGAUCGCCAUGGACAUGAACGACACUCCCGUGAGUCAGUAAGUGGGAUUGGCCCAGGGUGAAAGGGCAUCCUAGUAGAGUAUAUAUGCUACAUGCCUAUAUUAUGCCAACGUGGGUGUGAGUUAGUCAGUGUGAAGUGUGAAGCGGUGCCGGUGUGACUGAAGGCGAGCGAGUGAGUUCGAGGCAGAGGGAGGAGAGUGUGACGUCGAACCUUUCGAUUUGCGCCAGGAACGACUGACUCCGCGGUCCAUUCAGUUCCUGCCUCCUGCUGCAUGUAUGGAGGACGGACUAACUGAGAGUCUGUCUUUUAGUCUGUUCGUCUGUUCGUCUUUCUGUGUGUCUGUGUGGCCGCGAGACCAGAACAGGGGAGAAGAAGCACAAGCAGAAGCCGAAGAAGAAGAAGAAGAAGAGGAACAAGAAGAGCAAGUUCCUCACACAGAGGGAAGGAUCCCAUUUGAAAACCUCAUCCUCAUCCUCAUCAUCAUCAGCAUCAGCAUCAUCUCUGUUCCUGGGUGGGAUUGCCAAUUCAGGGCCAUCGCCGCACUCACCGGCUUUAUCGUCGUCAUCCUUAUUCAUUCGCUCACUCACUGGAUCUGACUGACUGGCAGCCAAUUCGAACUCCGCCCCUUGGACCGCCCCUUGGAUCACUCGUUGGACCGCCCGAUCGAUUUCGCGUCCGAUUUCGUGUCCGUGAGUCAAGAUGAGUAGUGGUGGGCGUGGGCGGGGACAAGGCGUGGGCGAUGAGGCCAGUGUGGCCCGGGGCGGGUAUUGGGCCUUGCGCCCGCCGCCCCAUCCGGUCUUGGACCAACUCAGCGACACCAUGGAGAACUUGAUGGAGGACCCGUCCUCGUUGGCCGCCACCAUCGGCGUGGGCCUCAUUCAGACCGUGGUGUUCAUGUACGACUUUCUCACCUACCCGCUCUACUACGCCGUGCAAGCCCCGUGGCAACGGGUGCGGGCCGGGCAACGCGUGCGGGCCCACAUCGCCCACCGCUCCGAGGCCGAGAUCCACGUGCGACCCGUGGAAAAGACCUGCCCCUCGUUGGAGGUGUUUCAACGGGCCGGGAUCCGCACCAUGUUGGAGUGCUUCGAGUUCGCCGUGGCCAGCCAUUCGCACAAGCGCAUGGUGGGCACGCGCAAACUCAUCCGGGAAACCGACGAGGAGCAGCCCAACGGCAAGAUGUUCAAAAAGUGGGAAAUGGGCGACUACGAGUGGAAGUCCUACGUGGAGGUGGAUCAGAUCUCGUCCCAGUUCGGCAAAGGCUUGCGCGAGAUGGGCUUGCGGCCCCGCGACAACAUCGCCAUCUUCGCCGAAACCAAAGCCGAGUGGCUCAUGUGCGCCAUGGGCUGCUUUAAGCACAACUUCCCCCUGGUCACGUUGUACGCCAAUUUGGGCGAGGAAGCCAUCUCGCACGGUCUCAACCAGACCGAGGUGACCCACGUCAUCACCACCCACGACCUCCUGCCCAAGUUCAAGCACGUGUUGGCCCAAACGCCCACCGUCCAAUGUGUCAUCUUCAUGGAGGACCAACUCCACCCCACGGACCGCUCCGGCUACAAGUCCGGCGUCGAGAUUGUCAGCUUCACCGAGGUCUGUCAGAAGGGCCGCCAUUCCACGGCCCAGGGUUCGCGACCCACCCAGGACGAUCCGGCCAUUAUUAUGUACACCAGCGGCUCGACCGGCGUGCCCAAGGGCGUCAUUCUGCCGCACGAGGCUCUCAUCACCACCAUCAAGGCGUUCCACUUUGUGGUCGAGCCGCCGCGGGACAACGACAUCUAUCUGGGCUACUUGCCGUUGGCCCACAUCCUGGAGAUCACGUCGGAGAUGACCAUGUUCGUGCAGGGUAUCCCCGUGGGGUAUUCCUCGCCCAACACCAUGAUCGACGCCUCCACCAAGAUCAAGAAGGGCGACCGAGGCGAUUGCUCGGUCCUGUCGCCCUCCCUCAUGUGCGCCGUGCCGCUCGUGAUUGACCGCAUUUACAAGGGCAUUCACGCCAAGAUCAAUGCCAAGGGCGUGUUCUUCAAGAAGCUCAUGGAUUUCUUCUUCCGAUACAAGUCCUACUAUCAUCAGAAGGGUCUCCGCACGCCCAUUUUGGAUGCCGUGGUGUUUAAGAAGUUCCGUGCGCUAGUCGGCGGGCGGAUCCGUUUGAUGUUGUCGGGUGGCGCCCCCCUAGCCCCCGAUACACACGACAUGGUCCGCAACGCCUUCUCUUUGCCGCUAGUGGGCGGGUACGGGCUGACCGAAACCUGCGCGUGCGCUACAAUCAUGGACAGUGACGAAUUAUCCACCGGCCGAGUCGGACCGCCUCUUCAAGGCGUGGAACUCAAACUCAUCAAUUGGGAAGAGGGAAACUACACGGUUAAAGACACACCCCGCCCUCGAGGCGAAAUCGUGAUUGGCGGAGGCAACGUGGCCACAGGUUACUACAAAAUGGAGGAGAAGACGAAAGAGGAGUUCUACAAGGAUGAGAAUGGACGGCGUUGGUUCAAGACCGGUGACAUUGGCGAGUAUUGGGAUGAUGGCACCCUCAAAAUUGUGGACCGCAAGAAAGACUUGGUCAAGUUGCAAUACGGCGAGUACGUGUCCCUGGGCAAGGUUGAGUCCAUUCUCAAGACCUGUCCCCUAGUCGAAAAUAUCUGCAUCUAUGGCGAAUCCUCGGAGACCUUCUGCGUGGCCAUCCUUGUCCCCGACCGAAACAAGGUCACCACAUUGGCCGAAUCGCUCGAUUUGGACGUGUCCGGCGAAUUUGAGAAUCUUUGUCAGGACAAGAAGCUAGUGAAUGAGAUCCUCAAGCAGAUCUGCACCCACGGUAAGAAGGCGGGUCUGGAGCGAUUUGAGCUGCCCGGAGCGCUCACAUUGACCUCGGAGCUUUGGACACCCGAGAGCGGUCUGGUCACGGCGGCCUUCAAGUUGCGUCGCAAGCCCAUCAAGGACUACUACCAGAAGGAACUCAAGGAGAUGUACAGUCAUCAAUAGAGAUGUGGCCAGCCAAGAGCCACUCGAGGCCAAUCACCCACCCACAUCCUCGCCAUCCCUCGAGCACAUCACGGUCAAACCUUUUAGAAGCCCGUUCGUUUUCCUCACUAGCGUGAUGAUCUCACAAGUAUUGAUUCUCUUUUACCGUUUCGUUCCGUAGAUCUUGUUCGUCCCUUCUCGUGUUACAUGCACUUUUUCAGAGCGACGUAGCUAGAGCCUGUCUCUCUCUCUCUCUCUUCUUCAUUCAUCAACGCCAUCAAAUCCCAGUUGAUCACCCAAAUCAAGCAUAUUCAUUCAUCAAGAAAGACCGGGGUCGGCGUCGUCAUCAUCGUCGUCGUUGUUGUUGCAUCCCGGCUUCUUCGAUAUUAAAGUAGCUCUCUUGAAGUCGAAACCUUUUCUCGCUCGGUCGGUCCUCAAUACUACUUGUACUCUUACUCUUACUUCGAUUAACUUAAUAUGAUUAUGAUGAAUCAUCGCUCAUUCACCGAGUCAAAAGCAAGCAAACAAACGAAACACGUACUACAUCCGAGCUCCUCUAGCUGGCACUGUUUUCUGUUGUCGUCAUAUUAGUGAUUGCUGUUAUUCCUGGCCCAGAAAAAUCCAUUUCCUCCUAGAAAUACAUAAAUACCAUCUUUCGAUUGAUUU